UCAACGACAACGGUCACCGUUAUCCAAACCACUCUUCACUCUCUCAAUUUCCAAAACGACAACAAAAACCCCAAAACGGUAACGCACCCAACCCACCUUGGUUACCUCUCUAUGUGUUCCCACCUCAGCCUCCACUUUCUCCACUCACUCUCUCUCUCUCUCCAUCAUCUUCUCUCUUCCACCACCGGAGUUAGAGUUCCAUAACAACGGUGGGUGGAACCACUGUGAUUGAGUUUUGCCCGGGUUUUGUUCGACGAAAUGUCUCUGUGGGGUUGUGUUUCGGCCGCUAACUUCAGCAGCUGCCAGAGUGGUGUCGUGGACUUUCGAAACGCAGGGAGCAUACCCAGAUGUUGUUUUCGAUUGCGUUCCCAGAAGAUGGGGUCUUUGGCUUUUGGGUCUGGUGAAUUUAUGGCUCGUGGUUUGGGAGGUCCGAGCUCGCUGGCUCUUGUUGGUAGUAGACAAAAGAAGGGUGUUUUACCGUUGCAGGUGGUUUGCGUGGACUAUCCAAGGCCGGAGAUUGAUAACACUGUGAAUUUCUUGGAAGCUGCAGCCUUGUCUUCCACUUUCCGUGGCUCUCCUCGUCCAGCCAAGCCUUUGAAAGUCGUAAUUGCUGGUGCAGGUCUGGCUGGUUUAUCAACUGCAAAAUACUUGGCAGAUGCAGGUCAUAAACCUAUAUUACUGGAAGCAAGAGAUGUUUUAGGUGGAAAGGUGGCAGCAUGGAAAGAUGAUGAUGGUGACUGGUAUGAGACCGGUCUACAUAUAUUCUUUGGAGCUUAUCCCAACAUACAGAACUUGUUUGGAGAGCUAGGCAUUAAUGAUCGGUUGCAAUGGAAAGAACAUUCAAUGAUCUUUGCAAUGCCCAGCAAGCCAGGAGAAUUCAGCCGAUUUGAUUUCUCUGAUGCUCUGCCAGCUCCCUUAAAUGGAAUAUGGGCUAUUUUAAGGAACAAUGAGAUGCUGACCUGGCCAGAGAAAGUCAAAUUUGCAAUUGGACUCCUGCCUGCAAUGCUAGGUGGACAGCCUUAUGUAGAAGCUCAAGAUGGUUUAACUGUCAAAGACUGGAUGAGAAAGCAGGGCAUACCUGAUCGUGUAACUGAUGAGGUAUUCAUUGCCAUGUCAAAAGCCUUAAACUUCAUCAACCCAGAUGAACUUUCAAUGCAAUGUAUAUUGAUUGCUUUAAACCGAUUUCUUCAGGAGAAGCAUGGUUCCAAGAUGGCUUUCCUAGAUGGAAAUCCCCCAGAGAGACUCUGUAUGCCCAUAGUUGAUCAUAUCCAGUCAUUAGGUGGUGAAGUUCAACUUAAUUCGCGGAUACAAAAAAUUGACCUGAAUGAUGAUGGAACUGUAAAGAAAUUUUUACUAACUAAUGGAAAUGAAAUCGAAGGGGAUGCAUAUGUGUUUGCAACCCCAGUUGAUAUCCUGAAGCUUCUAUUGCCUGAAAACUGGAAAGAGAUUCCAUAUUUCAAGAAAUUGGAUAAAUUAGUUGGAGUUCCUGUUAUUAAUGUUCACAUAUGGUUUGAUAGAAAAUUGAAGAACACAUAUGAUCACCUCCUUUUCAGCAGAAGUCCUCUUUUAAGUGUCUACGCCGAUAUGUCAGUAACAUGUAAGGAAUAUUACAGUCCAGACCAGUCUAUGCUUGAGUUGGUUUUUGCACCAGCAGAAGAAUGGAUUUCUCGUAGUGACUCAGAUAUUAUUGACGCUACCAUGAAGGAACUUUCUAAGCUGUUUCCUGAUGAAAUAGCAGCAGAUCAAAGCAAAGCAAAAAUCUUAAAGUACCAUGUUGUAAAAACACCGAGGUCUGUUUACAAAACUAUUCCGGAUUGCGAACCUUGCCGUCCCUUGCAGAGAUCUCCUCUUGAAGGUUUCUAUUUAGCAGGUGACUACACAAAACAGAAGUAUCUGGCUUCAAUGGAAGGUGCUGUUUUGUCAGGGAAGUUUUGUGCACAGGCAAUUGUACAGGAUUAUGAGUUGCUCGCAGUUCGGGGUCAGAGAAUUUUGGCCGAGGCAGGAAGUCGUUGACAAUAACACUCGAGGCAAACUUCGCGCUUACAGCAAAGCAUAUUCUUCAGUUACUGUCUGUAAACUAUUGUUCUUUCGAGUGUCAACGAGCUUCUCAAACCAAUGCAGGGAGAAACGAAAAUUGUGCUUAUCUUCAACCAAGGAGCAUUCCAUCAGAUAUAGUUAUACCAUGUUUUUUUCUGAUAAAGGGUAAUUUUUUUAGUUACUGUACAGUGAUACUUAGUGUCUAAUCUGUUUAAUUUGGCUUUGGAGGAAGUUGACACUUCUUUUUGUAUCCAUUUGUUUGUGGAGAACAAUUGUCAUAAUACACUGCAUAUAGAAAUUGAUUAAGAGGCUGCAUAGUUGAA
This is a messenger RNA of Humulus lupulus (European hop), 2360 nucleotides long. RefSeq names its product 15-cis-phytoene desaturase, chloroplastic/chromoplastic. Bases 259 to 2013 code for a protein of 584 amino acids. Gene Ontology annotation, molecular function: phytoene dehydrogenase activity. Gene Ontology annotation, biological process: carotenoid biosynthetic process. Gene Ontology annotation, cellular component: chloroplast thylakoid. The transcript has 14 exons. The record is from RefSeq and is a predicted model, not a curated record. NCBI's taxonomy places the organism in Eukaryota, Viridiplantae, Streptophyta, Magnoliopsida, Rosales, Cannabaceae.